AUGUUUUUAAACUUCUCCAACUUUAAAACAAAGGAAGAAACCAUUGACACUCCAGUCAAUGUGAAUGAUUCUGAAAGCUCUGAUACAUCAUCCUCAUCUUCUUUAUCCUCAUCCUCAUCUUCAACCCCCAAGAAGCGCAAGCACAAAUCCAAAAAGAAGCACAGCAAGGGUGCUAAGAAACACAAGAAAGAGCACAAGAAGUUUCGACAGCGUGUACAAACACCAAGUGAAAUUGUAUGCCGCUACAAAUCCAUCCUUAAAACAUUACCAAAAGCAAAGACCAUGACCAGGGCCUUCCAGAAGCAUGCCAUUGACAGGAACACUGUGGUGUCCACUUCAGCGAUUGGAGAGCUCGCUAUUGCUGCUCCUGAGGUAUAUGAAGAGGUACUGGCCAAGAAGCCUGGUGGAGAGACAGUGCUGGCCUUUGCUAAGCGGUGUGAGGCUGCUAUUCAAGGAGAUGAAGAUGUGAAAGAGAAAAUAGAAAGCAUGAAGGCUGGGUGUACACUUCUCCCCAUUAGGAGAAGCAAACCUGUUUAAUGGCUGUUUGCACUUGGUUGUGUUAAA
This is a messenger RNA of Colossoma macropomum (tambaqui), 564 nucleotides long. RefSeq names its product coiled-coil domain-containing protein 106-like. Bases 1 to 537 code for a protein of 178 amino acids. The transcript has 3 exons. Lineage: Eukaryota; Metazoa; Chordata; Actinopteri; Characiformes; Serrasalmidae. Gene Ontology annotation, cellular component: nucleoplasm. The record is from RefSeq and is a predicted model, not a curated record.